AAUUGUGCAGUAACACAGAGAAGUUACAAGCAAAAGACUAAGACGCCAUACGCCUGCAGACUACUAAUAUACCUUAUGUUACUAUGUCAAAUGUGUGGAACUAUAGCGGAGACGUCGACAUAUACAUUAAGAAAUAUUGAUCCAGGAAUAUAUGUAGAGCAAAUUGGAACAGCAACAAUAAAUCGGGGAACAUUCCGAAUUGAAACAAGUUACCAAAGAGAAAGUAUGAAAAUGGACCAUGAAAAAGUUACCAAUGUCGUAACACAGUUUGAGAAUCUGUGCAAAAACGUCAAGACAGUUAUUCAUGAAACACACUGCGAAGACUUUUACCAUCAUAUUGUACAAGAAGAAUCCAAAUUUCACAAAAUUAUACAAUAUUUGACAGAAAUCGAACACACCAGAAGAAAGAGGGGCUUAUUGGGUCGAUUCUUAACUUCAGUCUUUGGUGUCAACGAUGAAGUAUAUAAGGACAUAGAUACACUACAAGACAAUCAGAAGCAGUUAAUAGAAGCCUCGAACCAUCAAACAAAAUUUAUGAUAUCUACUAUCGUCGCAGUCAAUCAAACUGAAGAAAGAAUUCAAAAUAAAUUACAACGAUUUCAAAACAAAUUAAAUCAAGCAAUAGAAUUUAUAAACAACAACAAUGUAUGGUAUAAAACAAUUGAUGAAAAUCACAUUAAAAUUCAAGUAAUGCAAACGUACCAACUAGCAACAAACUACAUCAGUGAAAUUAUGGACAGUUACUCAGGAUUACUGGAAAUUUACUUAGAUAAUGCGUCAGUCUAUAACAUUUUGACUCCAAAAAGUAUUAAAGAAAUAAUAACAACAGCUAAUUCAAAAUUACCGGCAAACCUCAAAAUAGUACAAGCUAAUCUUCUAAAUACAAGAAUGAUACAGAAUACGACACAUAUACAAGUUUAUGCAUAUUACCCUAUCCAUGACAUUUCAAAGUAUACAUUAGUACACGUGACUUCGGUACCAAAAAUAAAUGAGGAUAACACAUUUCAGAGUAUAAAUAUACAAGAACCAUUCAUGGGUUUCGAUUAUAACAACGAAAGAUAUUUUGAACUAAACUAUCAAGAAUAUAAAAACUGCUUACGAAAAGGACAGACUUUCAUUUGUUACCCUGUGGCCGUGAAGAACAUGCAAUCCAACAAGAAUUGCAUUGUUGACCAACUUUUUAAGAAAAGCAAUAACCAAACUCAAUGCACUAUUAGAACAAACAAUAUAACUUCAGACAUUUUAUGGAAACAGUUAUACAUACCAAAUACCUGGUUAUUCGUAACGAAAAAGAUUGUCACCGCUUCAGUCAUCUGUGACGGUCAAAGAGAAGAACUAAGUAUACACGAUGUCAAGAGAUGGAUCCAGACCAGACGAUUGGGACAGCCUGGGGUCCUACCAGAAGCCCCAGUCCACAGCAUCCCGAAGCUACACCGACCGACGAUGACUCCACCUGCCAAACCACCACGGCAGCGGCAGGAAUCUACCAUCGAGCUGUACCAACUGGGAUCCACUUCCUCGGAGGCGCCAGAAUGUUCAGAUGAACCUUGAACAUGGUUGCUCAGCACUACAGAUGCUGGGCACGCGACCUACUAAGAUUCCGCUGACGCGCUGUAAUAC
Molecule: messenger RNA, 1620 nt
Organism: Plutella xylostella (diamondback moth)
Lineage: Eukaryota; Metazoa; Arthropoda; Insecta; Lepidoptera; Plutellidae
Source: RefSeq, a predicted model, not a curated record